AUGGCGACAAGACAGUCGCGAAUUAUUUUCUUUGACAUAAACAAUUAAAAAUUCGCCCAAAAUAUCACUUAUGGAUCCUUAUAUGUAACUGUAUAAUUUCAACAUGGAUGCAGAAGAUAUUCAAGGUCACCAGAUCGAUGAAAAUGAAGUCAACCGAAGGACAGAACUAAUAACAAAUGCGGCUGAAAAGUAUUUGAACGGUGAAGUCGCGGAGUCGGACAACACCGCAACAGUGGACACGGUGAUGACGCAGCAAUUGCUGACUACAACUCCUCUGGACAUGGGGCUUCAGAUGCACAACAUCAACACCAACGUCUCGCAAGAACGGAAGAAGCGAGAUUCGCACAAUGAGAUUGAGCGGCGACGGAAGUGCAAGAUUAACAUUGGCAUUAUCAAGCUGGGGGAUAUCAUCCCAAUAUGCCAGACCACCAAAAUGAGCAAGAAUCAGAUCCUGGAGCAGGCUUGCUUGUAUAUUGAUGAACUCCGCGAGAAGAGUGAAAAGUUGCUGCUUGCAAAUACCUCAGACCCUGAAGCUGCUGAAGAGAUCAAGAAGCUCAGGAAGGAAAAUGAGAAGCUGCGGGCAGAAAACAAACGCUAUCAAGAGAUCAUCCAAGACAUGGAGGCGCAUCCCAAUGGGACUGUGGACCAGCCCAAGUCUACCUCCCGUCCCUCCCGCAAGGCUGACAGCAGCUCGUCGUCGGUCAGCAGCAAGGUGGCCACAAUGCAGACCAAGCCUCACAUCACUUACCUGCCAGGAGGUCCUAAUCAGGUGACCGUUGCCGUCCAGGGGGUGAAUCAGAUGCAGACUCCAGUUGUGGGAGGAGGACCCACCACACUAGUUGGCAAUAUCCAGGGCACCCAGGGAGGCAUGGCCAUCCUCCAGCCCAACCCCAACGGUGCAGGUUACAUCCUGGUUCCUGCCGUCAGUAAAUACCAGAGCACUACCAAUCAGACAUCAGUGGUUGUGACCAUGUCCGGAAACCAGCAAACCACUCCUGCUGGAGUGGUGCUGACAAAUCAACCAGCAGUGCCACAGUCUCUAGCAGGGAAUCAAGUCACGGUCGACGCUAACGCCGCCACGUCCCAGACACAGAUCACAACUGGACAGCAGCAAACAGUAAACCAACCCAGCACCCAACUCAGCUCCAGCAUCUCUGACACACCUACAGCGCAUAGCACAGUGGUCACCCAAGCUGUGAACACGCCCAUCACGACACCGGGAAACCAGAGCACUGUGGUGCUACAGGGGGGUAAUGCACAAGCCCCAGGCCAGUUACAGACUUUGCGUUACAUUGUUCCCCUUGUGCCUGGGGCUGGACAGGCCAGCACCUCCCAAACAGCCAAUCAGGCAAUUAUGCUAACUCUUCCUGUUCGCCAGGGCCAGAAUCUACCAGUUCGUAUUGCCCCAUCCUCAGCCGCACCAGCCACUCGAUCCUCCCAACCAAUGAUCUUGCCCCAGCCUGCCUCUGGUGGUAGCAGUGUCAAUGCUCAGAUCAUGCAAGGGGUUGAAAGCACCCCCAAAUCAAAGAAGAAAUCCUCCUCAAAGGCAAAGAACAUUUCUGAAACUGAAUCUGAGACAUCUAGGACAGGCUCACCAUCAGUCAGCCAAGCAGGUGCACAGCAGCAGAUGAAUGUAGCAACGCCACCCCCUGGCGGGGUUACUGUCCGUCUACCAGUUGCUGGAGGGGGUCCUGAUCAAGGGAAUGUUAUCGUCAACCAACAAGGCCAGCAGAUUAUGAUACAGAAGCCAAACCAAGGGUCACCCCAGAACCUAGUUAUGCCAAUGCAGGUCAGUCGACCAGUCAUGACGCAGAACUUGGUCUACAUCCAGCAAAACGGUCAACUGAUUCCAGUCAUCCUGCAGCAGCAGAGCAACCCAGCAGCUGCGCCAUCAGGAGCCCAGACUGUGAUGCAGCCACUGCAGCCCCAACAGCAACAACCACAAGGGGUUAAUCCAAACUUUGUAACUCUCCCCCUGAGUCAGGGAAACAGAGUCUUGCAAGCCAACACUGCUGGGCAGAUCAUCAUGUCUGGGCCUGGCGUCCAAAAUGCUGUGUCCAUCAAUACGCAGCAGGGUACCACAGCCAAUCAGUCUGGAGUCAGCUUCACUCAGCCCCAGGCAACCCCAAGCAACCUUCAGGCUGGUCAGGGAGAGGGAACUUCUCAGCAGGGUGUCGUUCUUGCCAGCCAAGAUCUCCUGAUACCGAAAGAAGAGCCCCAAUCCAUCCAGGAUGGAAAGGAAUUAAGUGGGCUGAACCCGUCUGGAGAUUCCAGCAUGCUGGCCCCUCUCAACGUUCUCACCUCUGGCCAGGAGUCCUCAGACCGCAGCCAAGAGGAGUUAGGAGACUACAGCAAUGAUCGAGACAAUGACAUCCUGGCCAAAGCAGCUGAGUCCAUCUUCUCUCCCAACUCCAUGAGCGAGAAUUCGCCCGUGAUGAAUUUUGGUGAAAUGCCCGCAUCAGGAUCGGAUAUCAAACCCAGUGUUGCUGCCCAGCAAACCAUUGGUGUUGGAGGUAUUGUGACCCUACAGUCAGGUAUCCAACUUGGCCGAGACUUCACUGCACCACUUCAGGGGGUAGUACCCUCAGCUGAAGAAGCCAUGGACACAUCCAGUCAUCGUCACGAGAAACACAAGUCUAAGAAGAAAAAGAAAAAGAAAAACAAGGAGAAAGACAAAGAUAAGGAUAAAGAAAAGAAGAAACACCACCACCAUCAUCACAGCCACUCAAAAAGUGCCACUUCAACAGAGGAGGCUGCACCAGCAAAGUCUGAUGUAUCUAUGGAAGGCUCUCCUAUUGAGAGAGCUAACAUGAUAGCCGAGUCUCUGCUGCAAAGCUGGAUGGAGAAACCAGACGGUAGUGAUGACAAGGAAACUGAUGCCCAUGCCUCAGCAGCUCUUUCAUCCAGCUUCUCAACAGAGGCACUUAUUGCUGGAAGCGCAAAUGAACUCCCCAGCGUUUCUGUGGCCAGUAGUAGUUCCGUGUGUGGUUCAACGGAAUCCACCCCAACUAAUUCCAGUAAUGCAUUCACCACUUUUCCCUCCUUCAACUUUGGCAGCGAUAUCUUGAGCAGCUCAAUGAGUGUAAGUGGGCUGCCAACCUACAUUGAGGAUGAGACUGAUUUCUCCAAGAACGAAAGUGAUGUCGGCUCCCUGAAGGCCCUCAACAGUCUGCAGGAUUCCAUCUCCUCACUCAGCACUGGACAGCCAGUGGCAACAUCCCAACAUGGGAUAGACUCCGCCCCAAAUCUUGCACCAGAGCAGACAAUAGCAUCCUCUACCAGCACCCAGCCAGGCAUUGUCAGUGAUGUCCCGGUUGUGACAUCAGCCCCAGGUUUUAUGCUAGACUCACCAACGGUCAGUCAGGCAUCUGUUGCAACUUCAGACAGUAGUGGUCCAGGGUUCAUAUCUCCAAUCCCAAGUAUAUUCUCCAUCAAUACAUCCAUGCCUGAAAAUGGCAUUCAGAAGCCUGAAUCACGCACAGCAACCCCUGUCAUUAACGAGAGUGAGCAGGAUCCAAUCACAACUCAGGUAGCACACCAGUCAGGGUGGAUAUCUCAUCAUUCAAAGGCAUCGGAGCUUGCCAGGGGUCUCCAACCUGUCAGGUCCCAAAGUCAGCCACCCUCCACCUCUGGCUCUGCAGCCAUCCAGCUGCCUGGCCAAUCUCAAGCCUCAGAUGCAUCAUUUAACCAACCUGCUAGCUCAGGAUUGUUUUCCCCAGUGUGGUUGAGCCCGUCAUCCAACAUAGGCAGUAAACCCACCUCCACACCUCAAACACCCAGUCAAGAAUCCCCACCUCUGAACUUCAAUCGAGAAAUUUCUGAUUCUGGUUCUUUUCCAACUAGUGAGGCAAUGCAGAAUAUCACUGAGCCCACUUCAAGCAUGCCCCAAGAUCAACCUCCACUAGUGGAUUUGAACAAAACCAUUUUGCCUAGACAUGAUGGCCUGCGUGGCUUGCAGGAUCCAUCAAGCAGCGUCAGCCAGAGCCCUCAGCGUCCUUCCAUCUUGGAUGUACAUGUAACACCGGCAACAAGUGGUAUAGGUAGUUUGGAGUCACCACAAUCCGGUGGGAGUAUGGCCUGGCAUCCAAGUGCCAUGGACAGAAGACACAGGGUAGAUAGCCCAGGAGGACUGGGCAGCAGGACCCCUGACUUUCAAAAUCCUUUGCAGGCUGAAAGUCGAAUGACGCCUGAUAUCCAGGGAUCUUCUCAGAAUCUUCUCCAGGAUGCACUGGACCAUGGAAGAACUAAGACAUUACCCAAUAUGGGAGCUGAUGUGGGCAGCAGUCAGAGCAGAGAAGAACCUCUUGAGAACAUUGGACUUCAGAGCCUCAUGUCAUUAGCUGAAAGCACAGCCAGAACCAGUAUUGAAUCCUCCAAUUCAAUGUCUGUCCCUCUUAACACAUCAUCGGGAAAAUCUGUGGAUUCCACAGGGAAGAAGAACCAAACUGGGAAGACGUUUUCCAUCAAGACUCUGCACCGCACGCUUACCUCUGAGAUCACUGAGUCACCAAAGAGACCCACAAGCCCUACCCCCUCUGUUGAGCCACCAUCAAAACUCAAGACAGCUGAAAAGACGAUCCCUCCCCUGAAGAUAAAGAUUCCCAAGAGCAAGCGACGAUCAAGUUGCCAGAAGGAGCAGUCUGAACGGCUUCCAGACAGCAGUGAUACAGGAAAAGGGGCUAAAGUGGUGAGCACCUCCGAUAUGGAUCAAAUUGGCAAACGGGAAUUGAAUCCCAAUUUAAUUGACAAGUAUCCAUGGUUAGCCGAGGGGGAUGGGGACAGUGAGAGCAGUCGGGCCUCAUCAGCGAGUGACACCAAUCAAUCCAGGGAAAAGCAUUCCUUUAGCGUCCAGAAUAUCUCCCAGAGCUCCCAGCGCAGUGGUCGCAAGGAUUCUGGUCUUGUAAUGACGUUCCAGCGAAGAGACAGCAGGCAGGUUGUAAAAGAAAAACCUCAGACAACAGCUGAUAGUAGCCUCCCUACAACUGUCUCAUCCUCGCCAUCUGUUGCACAGGUACACUCAUUGUGGAAUCCAUCCAAUAAUGAAGGCUACAGUCGAACAACUACCUCCAAGCCAGAUAGCUCCAACAUGCCCUCCAUGUAUUCCUCACACGUCAGUGACACCACGGCUGUAAGUCGGCCAGCUAGUAACUUAAGUUCCUCACUACCAGUUCAGCAUAGCCCUCAAGUGGACAGUCAAACCACUGACUUAUCGCCCUUCUCAGUACCCAUCAACAGAGAUCCCAACCCUGUUGGAAUGGAGAAACUUAAGCCCAAGAAGCCCAGUCGUAGAGGAUCCAACAGCUCUAGCCACUCUGUACGUAGUAGCUCAGAGCCUGAUUGCUCCCCUAUGCAGCCUUGUAUCAGCGAUCACACCUCUCCCUCAGGCUUCCAUGACCUCCAAGGUCAUGGCAUGCCAUCUGAUCCACAACAGACUCAGUCCACCCAGCCGAGCAACAUGAGGAACCCACGACAGUCGCCAGUGGUCAAUCUUUCCCAUCAGCAGCAGCCCCAGCAACAACAGCAGCAGGGCAGCAACAUGCACGACAAGCGCUACACCUUCCAACAGAACCAAGGCCAGAUGUUCCUCCACCACGAGGACACCCACUCGGGAUCCACCCAGGCAUCCAACUCCUUCCAGAACUUUCUGCAACCCGCCCGAGGUUCGGAUUUCCUCAGCCAGUCAUCAGACCCCAGUGACCCCAUGGAGUUCAAUCUGAACAUGUUUGACAAUCAAAAGCCAGUAUCUUCUGAGCCCAGUGCAAUGAACAAUGCAAGUGAAUCCCGGCCAGAUAGCAGGAACUUACCUGGCAGACAAGUGCAUUCGCAACCUGCCUAUAUAAGCCAAAGUGAUAUGGUUCAGGUGUCAGAUCCGUCCCAUGAUUUGCACAGCAAAAGUGGUAGCUACACCCAAUCAGAUAUAGACCACUCAGCACGCUAUGGUGUAUCCCAGGCUCAGACCAUGCAUGUUCAGCAGCAGGGACAGGCCAUGAAGAGGAUGGCAAGCACACCAAGCCAGAGCAACCCUGCCAAGCGUGCCAACCUGCACCCGAAUCACCAUGGACUCUCUCACAUGCCAGUGCAAGACCAGCGCCCGCCGAACAUGUCGCUGGAUGCACAUCACACGGCCAGCAAUGUAGACACACGAACCUCGGCCCAUCAAAUGCACCAACCCAUGGUCUCCUCCUCACAUGCUAACACCAUGCGCAGGACAACGCAAAGUGAAAGAACGUUAACGAGCUCUGUGCAGUCACAGCGCCAGUCAUUUGAGACUUCCCAGAGUGGUUCCAGGUUCCCCGAGGGAUCAUCCAAGGGGCGGAAACGCAGUCAAAACUCUGAACAAUUUUUUCACGGGCUAAGUCAGGGGCAGGGUAUGGACAAUUCCCUGAGACACAGAGACAGCAGCGGACAGGAUCAAACAAAUUGGCCGGGAUUCUCUUCACAGCGCUCCAGUGAUUCUUCAGAACCAUUCCUCCCACUGUUCUCCUCCAGCAGCAUGACACCAAGCCAAAACACACCAGCGUCAACCACCUCCAAUGCCUCUAUCGUGUCCAGUUUGUCGCCUUCAACGUCCCGUCGGUUACGCGGGAACGAACUGCCGACUUACCUGCCCCACCUACCAGGGCCCAUUCUGCCCAGCCCCUCACAGUCCAACAAACCUCACCAAAACCGCAACGACUCUGAAAUUGGCCCUCCGUUCAAUGCCAUGUUCGGGCCAGGCAGGCCAGGCAGCCUUCCCAUGAAUGUUGGACCGAACUUUCCCGGCUUCAGCGAACACCAGCCCCCGAGCUUCAGCAAGACGGCACAGAUCAGCAGCGGGGUGAACGUCCCGCCCCCGCCCUUCAACUUCAACCUCUUCAAUGACCAGCAUUCGCAGCCGGGCCACUGCAACGAUCCGCCUCUGGGAUUGCCACCUAUGCAUCUCCAUGGUAACCCAGCCAUCCAGAUGGAUGAUGGAAUGGCCUCGUUAAGAGGUAAUGUUGGAUCCAGACACCCGCAAUCAUUUGGUAACAACAUGCGUCUGGAUAGUCUGUUAUCACAGGGUGCUUCUCCAGACGGUCGACCGUUUAAGGUUGGCAUGCCAAUGGGACCACACUUUCAUUCAACCUUUGGUCCCUUUUAAUUACCACCAUGAACGGCAAAAGAACAACCAACCAUGCCUCCAAAUAUCAGGGACUUUAAUAGCCUGAGAAUUAAAAACCUUAACCUGUGCCAUUGACAAGCUUAAUUUUGAUCCAAGGCCUGCCCCAAUUACAGUUCACAGCAUUUAUAAACAUUGGGUCAGAAAACUCAGUGGAAGUGGUCAAAACUCCUUCAGGACUGUCCACACCAUACAUGUACAUGUACUUCUCUGAAUUUUCAAAACGUGAAAAUACAGGAUGAUACACACAAAAACAAGGCUUGGGGUAACGUCUUGAGAUUUCACAACUUGGUAAUUUUUCCAUUAAAAAUAGUUUUUAUGUUAUUUUUUAACAAACUAUUUGGUCCAGCAUUAAUCGGAAAUACCCCCUUUUUUUGUUUGGCCUAAUGAAUCUUGUGAAGACAUUUCAUGCUUUGAUUAUUCAGAAUCUCCGGGGGUUUUUCUUUUGCCGUUCAAUCCAAAUCUACGCAUCAGUGACGUUUUAUUUGUCCACAGAUCUCAGGUUGAUAGCGCCAUGCUGGCUUUAGCCAGACAAAAACUGGCUUUCUUAUAAAGCAGCUAGUUGGACAGCUAAGAGUAUGACAAGCAUUGGACAUCCAAUUUCGGCUAACACACUUAAAUAGCUCCACAAUGUUUGUCCUAUUAUGUUGCUGUAUGAACAAAGAAGGGGCAAUUUGUUUUCAAUCCUUCUGUUUUCCUAGACCUCCCCUUCCCCCACUCAAAAAAAUGUACACCACGGUUGGUGCAGAGAAGAAGAGGCGUUAACAACAAGCACAGUGUUGAGUGACUAAAUAGCAAAAGAAACCGUGUUUCUGAAGUCAGAAAGAGGAGUCAAGAUUAGCAUUUGCAGGUUGUCAUUCACAAAAUGAGAAUUUGUUUAAUGGACAUUUUGAACUUCACAGAAAUCCAUUGGUGCUGGAAAUCAUCACACAAGGAGUAGUAAAGCCUAUUAAAGUAAUAGUGGCUGGGCGUUGCCUUCCUCAAUCCUGCAAAAUCCUACAAAAUCUUAAAGGAUAUAAGAGGGUAGGGCUGACUUUUAAAAAGGCUUUUUGCUCAGCCAAUAGAAAACAAGUUGCAUAUUAUGUAGGGUCAUCUUUGAAAUACUUGUACAGUAAUAAGCCUACCCUUGUCAAGCAGGUUUCCCCUACAAUGUGAAUUUCUCCCACCGAAAAAGGAAAAAAAAACAUAGAUAAAGUAGCAAAGUCUACAUGUAGAUGUUUGCCGACUAUGCCAACCGGGCUCAGAAUAUUCAGGUAUUUCUGUGGUCUCUCAGUGUUCGGCUAAUUUUACUGAGGUUUUUGACAAAGGGAAAGAAGGGAAUUGAAAAGGUAUUGAAUGGAAACUCUGAUAACAUGUAGGCUACCAGAACAUGCACAUGGAAUGCCGAAAUAUUUCAUGUCCAAAUUCCAAGGUUGCUUGAGCACUUUGCAGGGGUGUGAAAAAUUCAGCUUUGGAGCUGAUUUUAGUUUUUUUUAUUUAGAUGUUAAUCCUCAAUUUCAGCUUUUUUGUGCACCUGUUGUGUACAAACGUAUGGGGACUGCUUACAUUUCAGCUUUUUGCUGGCUGUUUUCAGCUUUGAUUUUAAGUGGCCACUCACACCCCUGAUUUUGGGUGAGACAGAACUGACACAGUGGAUGGCGUUUUCACGUGUUCUUAGAAUUCUUGAGUAGACAUGCACGAAAAGGUGUCUGGGUACCCGUGUUUGUUUUAUAUGAUAUCCAGUACAAUGUGUGUACGUGUGCCCGUACUUGUACACGUCACAUCUCUUGGAUUUGAAUAUGCGGGUUGCACCGACCUGAACCAACCCUGAUACCACGUGUAGAUUCAAUGGGUUUGUAGAAUUUAAGCCUAUUGGGGGAUAGACUUGAGCCGUGCUGCGCACAGUGCUGCAUUUGCUGAGAUCAGUGACGAAGUUUGAUUGUCUGACUCUGAAUGAUGUGACAUAAUCAACUAGAUCAAGAAAACGAAAGCCAGAACUUUUUAUACUUGGAGAAUUGUGAAAAUUAUCAUGAGAACAUUGUGGAUUAAUGUGGAGAAUUUUAAAUAAACAUUUUUUGAAUCAUAUAAUUACCAAUAUUGCGUAAAACUGAUCUACAAAAAAAAUAAGUUUAUUUUUAAUUAGGUGUGCUUUUUUCCUUGUAAUUCAUAUCAUUUUAUCUUUAAAUGUCAUGUAAAUUCUUUUUAUAUGUCAAGAUAAUGACAUCGUCAUUAUCAAGCUGCCCUGCUUUUGACGUUAUUUUUUUAAAUCAUCUUUUAAAAAUGGUUACUCUUUAGCCAUUUGUAUAUAAUCAAAGGAUAAAGACGCGUUUUCAUCGUGUGUACCCCGAGUGCGCGCAAUUCAAAGACAAUCAUGUCUCCGUUUCGUUUCAUAUUUAUUUUUUUCUUUUUUAAGCAGUAUUGUUAAAUAUUGUGGAAAUGUUGACGGGGCAUAUCUAAAAUUUAUCUUCAAGAAUGUUGUAAAUACGGGAAAAUAAUUUAUACGUGUAAAAUUUUGAAUGACUGAAGACAGGCUAUGUACUUUAGUCUAAGUGUAAUACUUUUUGUGCCAAUUGGAUCAAAAGCUCUGUUCCGGAUUUUCUUCUAUCCCCCACCCCAAAAAGUCUCAAUUGGUCAACUGAACUGAGUUGCUUGAAUAUAAAUAUUUCAAGAGCUUAGAACUUUCUCUUCGGGCUGGCGCUCCAUCCAGAGAAAUUGCUCAGCAUAAUUUAUGUGCUUACAAUGCUGGGAAUCAGUGAUGAGCAAUGCGACAUUUUAGCGAUGCGAUGUGCGACAAUUUAGCUGGUUACCUGUUCUGUUGGUUAACUGUUUUCUUUGCUUUAGCCAAUACUUAUAACUGUGCCUACAUGUAGUGGACCAUGUGGUGUGCUGCGUGGGUCCUCAUAUGGGAAUGCUUAACCGAGUGGUACGGUCAACAGCAUGGAGUACAUGUACUACAUGCUAGAUCAUUUUAUGUCGAUUUGUUGUCAUUUCUGUUUAAUUUAAAAGCUCUCCUGAUGUCAGUAUUACCAUUUUCUUGGAAGGGUUUUCAACUUUGUUUCUGUUCUUCUGUCAUCCGAUAUUUUUCUUAUGAACUCUUGUUCCGUUUGUCUUACAUACCAAGUAUUACAAGUUAUUUACUACAACGUGACCUACAUGUACAUCCAUAUCUGUUUAAACCAAGAGCUUGGUCUUUGCUCUUGAAAUACAUGUACGUGUACAGAGACUCAUGCUGACAAGGGAUGUAGCCGUAGCUCUUGAAGGCCGUUUUGGACACAGCUUCUUAAAGUCUGUCGAUCCUUAGCGUGUCUGAAGAAGCUUGAGCCACAAAAGCUGUUAUUUUUCCUCUUUAAUUUUAGAUACUUCCGGUGUCAUCUCCUCAGUAUGUAGAUAUUUGUACAUUUUGUUACAUUACUGUAUAUCUUCGGUUUCCUGUUAUCGGAUCUCAGUUGACCAUUUCUUAGCCAAGACCACCACCAGACCAGUCAAAAUACCAAUCACCGGACAAAUGAUCAAGACUGGUCACCGCUCCAGCCACAAGUAACGGGGUGAACAGUGACAAGAAAAUGCAUCAAUUUGUUGCAGUUCAUAUGAAUAGUUUGUGAAUUGAACGCAGACUGGGAGGGCUUUCGUCGGUCGUGUGAAUAUUUUCAAGGGUUCUCACCACUGCCAUUGAAUUGUCAACCACAAUCUGUGCUUUAGAACGUUCUGAGUUUGCGGCCGUGAUUAUCAGUGCCGUGUUCCCACUGUCGUAAAUCCACAGCCAAUGGCAUAAAAUCUUAAAAUUUGGAACAGCUCCCUUGUCGUUUUUUGUUUUGUUUCGUUUAUCCAGAUCUACUUUACCUCUCCUUUUUAGUGGAACGGACGGUUGAGUCCGUGGCAUGAAUGAAAGGGAAGUUUGUUACCUGGCAACAACUUUCCUUAGUUACAUACAGCAUGCACGCUAGCUAGUAAACAGGUUUCGAGUCGGCAACAACAAACUUGAAUACAACCUAAACUAAAUCUAAACCCAUUUUGACUCUGGUAUGCUUUUCCAUUUUUCUGUGGCGACAUUUCAUGUAAACCAAAACUCGAUCAGAACCGAAAUGCGUAUUCAUUUUAUGCAUAAUCCUUGUGUGUACUUUGGCCACGCAUGCAUAUGAAUAUUCAGAAGUUGAUGCAUACUCAGUUCAUGGUGCAUUGUUAUAUGUUAGACGUCCUGUAAUUACUUUUAUGUGCAUUAUUGAUAGUACAUGUACAAGUAUGUAUUUAGAGUUAGACUGAUGCCUGUUUUUAACUGUUCCAUAGCCUGUAACUGUAUUUUAAUACCUGACUGUUAUUCUACAUUGUAUAUUUUGUACAGAAUCCCUCUGGACGUCCAGGCUAUGUCAUAUUUUGUAUUGAAAUAAAAGUGUACAUUAUUAUGUACACAGGAAUGAAAAGGAA
Molecule: messenger RNA, 11539 nt
Organism: Acanthaster planci (crown-of-thorns starfish)
Lineage: Eukaryota; Metazoa; Echinodermata; Asteroidea; Valvatida; Acanthasteridae
Cellular component (GO): nucleus
Molecular function (GO): protein dimerization activity; DNA-binding transcription factor activity
Source: RefSeq, a predicted model, not a curated record